AUGUCAGAGAGUACGAGUGCUGCAACUACACCAAAGAGACCAACGUCAAAAAGACUUUCCGUUGAAUUCAGCAACCCUAUAUCUGUAUCCCUAUCUAGUGCAGAAAGCACAAAACUCAAAGAUGAUACUACUAGCCACUCACCGGCAACUCCCUCGCCCCCCAGCAAAGUAAGAAGGUCAUCGACAUCUAUGGGUUAUCUAUCGACACCAGUUCACAGAAAGACGGAUCAAUCCAUGCUGCUGAAUCCAGAUACCUCAAGUUCAAACCAGAACUCUUAUCAUAAGGACAUGUUUACAUCACCUAGCACACAACAAACACAUCAAAGGACACGAACACUUCCUCCUACGACUCCAAAAUCAAGGAACCAUGAAGUUUUUCUUUCACCAUCACCAAAGUUAAAAUCACCUAAAGUGAAUUCAAUAAACAAAGAAAAGGAUAAACCAAUAAGAGAAAUAUCAAAUAAUUUGAAAACCAGAUUAAAUUAUGCAUUUGUAAAACUACAGAACGGCUGGGUUGACAAAACGUUACCAGAACUAGAGAAUGAGCUCGAUGCUACUCACCAUACUGCUUACAUAAAUAGGUUUGCCAAGGGUAACGGAAGUGAUUCUGACAAUGAUGAAGUAAGGAUAAUUGAUGAAGGCGAUACAACGUCUGCACACUUAGCAUUCAUUAAAGCACUCUCAUCUCCGAAAAGCAAUAGUGCCGGUCAACAACAGCUUCUGCCAGCCGCUAACAAGGAACAUAAGAAGCAAAGGUCGACAGAAGUAGAAGCAAUAGAAACGCUGAUGUCACUGUCAAGUCCCAAGAAACAAAGUAGACCUUCGUUUAGUCCGAAUUCGACAAGCAUAACUACAACACAAAAUGACACUGACGUAGAGACGGAAGCGGACUUAUCAGACCAUUCUUAA
Messenger RNA from Kazachstania africana CBS 2517, 909 nucleotides. Its product is annotated as Whi5 domain-containing protein. Bases 1 to 909 code for a protein of 302 amino acids. NCBI's taxonomy places the organism in Eukaryota, Fungi, Ascomycota, Saccharomycetes, Saccharomycetales, Saccharomycetaceae. Gene Ontology annotation, molecular function: transcription coregulator activity. Gene Ontology annotation, cellular component: cytoplasm; SBF transcription complex. The record is from RefSeq and is a predicted model, not a curated record. The transcript has a single exon.